Messenger RNA from Mucor velutinosus, 1440 nucleotides. RefSeq lists its product as uncharacterized. Lineage: Eukaryota; Fungi; Mucoromycota; Mucoromycetes; Mucorales; Mucoraceae. Bases 1 to 1440 code for a protein of 479 amino acids. The transcript has 5 exons. The record is from RefSeq and is a predicted model, not a curated record.
AUGCUAUCCCUUACUGCUGCACUCAAGAAGAAGACCAGCGCUGUGGGCCCUGAGCAAAAUUAUAACAGAAAAUUGACGCCCAAAUCACCUUCCAUUACCGACUUCAUCUCCAAGAAGGUGUCAUCCAUUCAUGCAAAGAAGAUUUGGCACCAAAUCGUUCCUCAGCAACAACAGCAAAAGGCCACCAUUUUGUUUGACUCUAACGACCAUUUGGCGGACACUGCCUCCAUUCCACCUACACCGCCACCCAAGAAAUCAUCCACCAUGCCAAACCUAACCAUCAUCACAGAUACUGAGCUGAUUCACCGUGCUUUGCCCAGUCUACCCAGCGUGGAAAAUGCUAUUUCCAUUGGAUCUAAAUCGUCCUCGUCUCGAUACGGGCUUACAAGAGCUACUACCUGGGUAGGAAAGUCCAUCCAGAAAUGGCUGUCUAAUUUGGAGGAACAACGAAAAGCAGUGAUGAUGGAUUUGUCAGAUUUUGAGCACAAUGACGAAGAGGACAUCUUAUACUCCAGCUCGCUGUUACCGAAUGCACUAGAUCAAAAGCUGACGCUUCACUGCCGCAUAUUACAGGUCACAAACGUUGGAUCAGCAAAGAAUUAUCACUAUACCAUGAACAUGAGGGUCACCAAUAACCAAACACAAACACACAUGGGUGUCAUGAAACGGGUGGCCAAAGGUAUCAGUGCAGCACAUCCUCGCGCAGCCCUGUCAUUUAACGUUCAGGGACGUUUCCAAGUAGAAUGUGAUCUCUGUAUCAAGCCGUCUUCAAGCAAUUCCAUUGUGAACCGCCUCAAGUCAUUUAGAUCAAGACUGGAUCUAGCAGAUCAGGAGAAUGAUGAAGAGGAAGAAGAAGUGCAUCAGGGGCAAUUGGUGCUGGACUCUGGUGCGGAUCCAUUAUCAAGCUUUGCUAACAAGGGCAUCGGAAGAUACUCUAUCCAUACAUCAACCUCUGUAGCAUUGGAACUGACGAUUGCAUUCUGGCUGGAAGAGGCUGGCAAGAAGCAGGAGCAGGAAGAGGCCGACGAUGAAGAGGAAGUGCGCACGCCUAUAGAUCAGGAUGUGUUGCGUUAUUGUCAAGCAGGAGACUAUUUGACAUUCUACGUCAAGGGCGGCACACAUCCCUCAUGGAACAGAUACUGGGUCACCUAUCAAUCCAAUCAACUCGUCUUAAGACUGAACGAAAGAGGUGCUCCUGUCGACAAGUUCCAUCUGAAGGGACUAAACCAUGUUGACAUCAAUCCCUCAGACGACAUCAAGGAAGAAAUCUACCUAGGCAAGAAACAUGGCAUUGUGCUCACAUUUGGCAGUAACAACGUCUAUCUGUUUUGUGAUCAUUUCAAGAGUGUGCGUUUCUGGAAGUGUCUGCUUGAGCAGCAUGCGUCCACUACAGUGCAUAGUAAUAGAAAUCAAAAGAAAUACCUAUGGGUGGCGCAGUGA